This is a messenger RNA of Adineta ricciae, 1239 nucleotides long. NCBI's taxonomy places the organism in Eukaryota, Metazoa, Rotifera, Eurotatoria, Adinetida, Adinetidae. The record is from the annotation of a GenBank genome assembly.
AUGAAAUCAUCGGACCAGCAAUUUUUUAAUGACCUUGAUCUUAAUCAAUCGAUCAUAUUUUCAAUAAUCGUUUCGAAUAAACAAUUCUCCUCCGAUCAUAUUGCUUGUUGGGUACCAGGACAUUUCACACGUUCCUACGAAGUCUAUUCGAACAAUAUCUGUUGGGUAUCUAAUACAUAUUAUGUUGCCGCAGCGGAAACCCUACCUCUAGACGAAACGAAGAAAAAGACUCGUGUUGUCAAGUAUUACCAGUGGACACCAUUCAUCCUCCUCUUUCAAGCUGUCCUCUUUUAUAUGCCACGAAUGUUGUGGCGUUCUUUAUCAGCUAAAUCAGGUAUUAAUAUAGUUAAUUUAGUCGAUGCUGCAUUAAAUUAUCAAACAGCAGAUCGUUUUGAAGACCGAAAUAAGAUUAUGACUUAUUUAACUCGAUCGAUUGAUCAAUAUGUCUACAUGCGUAAAAGAAAACGCAAACGUUUCGAUUUCAUACGUCGAUUUCUCGCAUUUAUGCUCUGCGUACCUGGCCGUCGAAUGGGUUCCUAUUUGUUAAUUCUUUUUUUCGUCACCAAACUUCUAUUUAUUGUCAAUUCUAUUGGACAAUUAUUUUUGUUAAAUAUCUUCUUGGGUCACAAUUUUGCUUCAUACGGUGUUGAAUUAAUUAAGAAAAUUCUUAACGGAGAAGAACUUACAGAAUCAAUUUAUUUUCCACGUGUAACCAUCUGUGAAUUUGCCGUACGUAAUAUACAAAAUGUCCAUGUCCAUACAGUGCAAUGUGUAUUACCAAUAAACUUGUUCAAUGAAAAAGCAUUUUUAUUCAUUUGGUUUUGGUUAGCUUUUUUAACCGUGUGUAAUACCUAUGAUUUAUUAGCAUGGUUUGUUCGUUCAUUUGGUCGUGUACGAUAUGCUUACAUAAAGAAACGUCUUGAAUUAAUGCAAAGUGACACACAUCUACGACGUAUGCCCGCCAAAGAAUUCAUUCAUCGUUAUUUACAACACGAUGGCGUCCUAAUCCUUCGACUUCUGGCGUAUAAUUCAAGUGAUCUUGUUGUUACGGAACUAAUUCAACAACUGUGGCAAUUUUAUAAACGUGUGGGAAGUGGUGGCGUUGGCGGCGCAGGUUCAACAACAGGAUCAGGGGUUUCAUCAGCAGUUAUCCAAUCCUCAUCACGAGGUGGACCAGCAGGGGGAAGGCAGGUGAGUACACGCCUGUUCGACUCCAAUGUUGGUCGAGAUGAUAUCUAA